AUCAUCAGAUACCGACACAGAAAGGUACUCGUAAUAAUAUAGAAGAGAUCGAGAAGAAAAAUUUGGGAGAAAAUCAAGCUGUUUCAAUGGCGGACAACAUAAAAGAAGACCAAGAAACCAGACCCACUUCCCCAUCAGCAGCAGCAGCAGGAUCAGCGUCAUCAUCGUACAUGUUACUUCUUAGGAUUAUGAGCAAAAGGAGAACAUGGGUAUGUAUUUUCGUUACGGUAUAUGCCAUCCUCUUAACAUCUUCAUGGAAUUUCCUGAAAUCCAUACUUUCAUGGUACAAAUUACAAGCCGAGCCGUCUUCCUCAGCUUCUGGGUGGCCUGCCCUUUAUGCUUCUGUGCUUCUGGGGGCAGUUUUCGGGCUGCUUUCAAUGGUUGCAGCCCUGGCAGUGCUGGUUCCUGCCACGCUGGUCACGUGGAUCACGGUUGUGGUUUUGCUGGCCUUCUUUGGGAAGCCCAGGAAGACUUUGGUUGUGGAAGGGAGGAAGAUUACUAGGGAGAUUGGUGGGUUUGUGCUCAAGAUUUUGUUGAAGGAAGGGAAUUUUGUCGCUGCUGUUUGUGCUGUUUUGGGAUACUUUGCACUUGUUAGGAGGAACAACGAGGUUGAUUUGUAGAAUAAUUACAUGUUUUUUUUUUUCUCUUUUUGUGUUUGAUUCUGACGAGGUGGUUUCUGCCGUGCGGAUCGAUUUGGGCGGCCGGAUUUGGUAAAGUUUCGCUUGGUUUCUAUUUUGGGCUUUAGGGGAAACCUCUUCUUCAUGAGAUGCUACUUCUGAUGUAUGUUUUUUUUUUUUACCUAUAUUAAUAUAAUGAGCUCUUCUUCUU
Alnus glutinosa is the source of this 828-nucleotide messenger RNA. RefSeq lists its product as uncharacterized. The transcript has a single exon. Bases 87 to 620 code for a protein of 177 amino acids. The record is from RefSeq and is a predicted model, not a curated record. Lineage: Eukaryota; Viridiplantae; Streptophyta; Magnoliopsida; Fagales; Betulaceae.